Serendipita indica DSM 11827 is the source of this 1260-nucleotide messenger RNA. The record is from the annotation of a GenBank genome assembly. Lineage: Eukaryota; Fungi; Basidiomycota; Agaricomycetes; Sebacinales; Serendipitaceae.
AUGUUUUCUUCCUCGCUCACCGUUGCCGUUGCCGCAUUCUGCGCGCUUUCUCCGGCGGCUCAGGCCUUGCUCGCAGAGGGACUGACGACGGCUCAAGUCAACAGUGUCCGUCAGCAGCUCAUGGACAGAGCUCACGUCAGUUGGGAAUAUGGCACUGCAACGACUGCCGUUCUCGAAAUGGACUAUCCAGACAUUUCCGUCUAUGGCUGGGCACCAUUCCCAAUCCCCCGCCCGCUCGACCAAGACUCGUAUAUCAUGAGGAACGCCGCCAAGCUCAUGGACGAGCGCCCUAAAGAUUCAAAGACGAUUAUGGAGGACGGUGCGGCUGGAGACCCGAUGAGCAACGCCAUCACCAUGCUCUUGGCCAACUAUUCGAAUCCCGCCGACACACGCUUCCAGUCUGCAUUUUACUCGCAGCUUGGCUUCAUCGAGUACGAUGUUCCUCAGACGGGAGACGGAGCCAUCUCUCACCGAGUGUCCGAGGUCCAACUCUGGGCUGAUUCAUGCUUCAUGGUCCCUCCAAGCUUUGCCUACUGGGGUGCGAUCCAGACCGACCUCGAGGUUCAACGCAAGUACCUCGUCAAAGCCUAUGAACAGCUCCGCCUCUACCGUGAUCAUCUCCGGGACCCCAAUUCCAACGGUCUCUGGAUGCACGUCGUGAUGGGCACGUGGAGCGACGUUGGCCACUGGACGACCGGACACGGAUGGGCUGCCUCAGGAAUGAUCCGUGUCUACCAGACCAUUGCCAAAUCGGCUCUCCGCGAUGAAUUGAGCUGGGCACUCGCUGACUUGUCAGCGUGGGCACAGGAGAUUGUCGGAGCCGUUUGGGAUCACCAACGUGCUGAUGGAUCGCUCGGAAAUUACCUGCGCGACGACUCGUUUACGGAUAUGAGCGGAACCGCGUUCAUGGCUGCCGUGACCUAUCGUCUGGGUGUCAUCACCGACGUGUCGACGCUCAUUCCCCAUGCCGACAGGGCGUUUACGCUCGUCAAAAACUCGAUCGCUGCGGAUGGAAGACUUCAGAACGUUGUCAACCCGUACGACUUUACUACCCCGUACAGCGAUGUUAGUCCCGAAGGUCAGGGCUUCGUCCUCAUGUGCCAGGCUGCGUGGCGCGACUAUACGGCGUUUACCAAUGGUAUUCACCACUCUUUGUCCGAUGUGUUCUCCGCGUUUGCCAAGGCUAUCGCCGCCGCAAAGUCCAAUGAGGAUUCGACCCCAACCAAACGGAGGAGGCAUGUACCUGUCCAGAUGCAUUAA